Molecule: messenger RNA, 3815 nt
Organism: Perognathus longimembris pacificus (Pacific pocket mouse)
Lineage: Eukaryota; Metazoa; Chordata; Mammalia; Rodentia; Heteromyidae
Gene: Ankrd13a
Product: ankyrin repeat domain 13A
Exons: 15
Coding region: 276-2042 (588 amino acids)
Cellular component (GO): cytoplasm
Molecular function (GO): protein binding
Source: RefSeq, a predicted model, not a curated record
CCGGCGCGAGCGCAGCGCGGCGCGGCGCGGCGCGGGGUGGGGUGGGCGCGGCCGACCCGGUCCCCGACCCGGCCCGCGACCCCAGGCCUUUCGCGCGCCCCGCACCCGCUUGCCAGGCGGCGGGCGGAGUAUCGCUCCCCUCGUUCGUCCACUUGCCGAAGUUCUCUGGAUCGGCAGCUGCCGGACGGACGGACUGACGGACGGGCAGACGCCGGAGACCCCAGCGGGCUGAGGCUUCUGGGCUGGCCGGCCAUCCGGGCCGCGGCCUCGGCGUCAUGUCCUCGACCCGAGACGCCUGCGGUCAGUUUCCUCUGCACCUCCUGGUCUGGAACAACGACUACCGGCAGCUGGAGAAGGAGCUGCGGGACCAGAAUGUGGAGGCUCUGGAUCCUCGGGGCCGAACAUUAUUGCACCUUGCAGUUUCUUUGGGACAUCUGGAGUCUGCUCGGGUCUUGCUCCGACAUAAAGCAGAUGUGACCAAAGAAAAUGGCCAGGGAUGGACAGUCUUACAUGAGGCUGUGAGCACUGGGGAUCCUGAGAUGGUAUACACAGUUCUUCAACAUCGAGACUAUCAUAACACAUCCAUGGCCCUUGAAGGAGUUCCUGAGCUGCUACAUAAAAUUCUUGAGGCGCCAGAUUUUUAUGUACAGAUGAAGUGGGAAUUCACCAGCUGGGUGCCCUUGGUUUCCAGAAUAUGCCCAAAUGAUGUCUGUCGUAUUUGGAAAAGCGGUGCCAAACUACGUGUUGAUAUCACAUUGCUGGGAUUUGAGAACAUGAGCUGGAUAAGAGGGAGGCGUAGUUUUAUAUUUAAAGGAGAAGACAACUGGGCAGAGUUGAUGGAAGUCAACCACGAUGACAAAGUGGUCACCACUGAACACUUUGAUCUUUCCCAAGAGAUGGAGCGCCUUACUCUGGACUUGAUGAAGCCGAAAAGCAGGGAAGUUGAGAGGCGGCUCACAAGCCCAGUUAUCAGUACCAGCCUCGAUACUAAAAACAUUGCUUUCGAAAGAACUAAAUCCGGAUUCUGGGGCUGGAGGACAGAUAAAGCAGAAGUUGUUAAUGGUUACGAAGCAAAGGUUUACACAGUAAAUAAUGUGAGUGUGAUAACCAAAAUACGCACAGAGCAUCUGACAGAGGAAGAAAAAAAGAGAUAUAAAGCGGACAGGAACCCUUUAGAAUCCCUGCUGGGUACUGUGGAACAUCAGUUUGGUGCUCAAAGGGACCUCACUACGGAGUGUGCCACCGCAAACAACCCCACAGCCAUCACGCCUGACCAGUACUUUGAUGAAGACUUUGAUCUAAAAGACAGGGACAUCGGAAGGCCAAAAGAGCUCACAAUUAGAACUCAAAAGUUUAAAGCUACCCUGUGGAUGUGUGAAGAGUUUCCCCUCUCCCUUGUAGAGCAAGUCAUUCCCAUUAUUGACCUCAUGGCUCGAACUAGUGCUCAUUUUGCAAGACUGAGAGAUUUCAUCAAAUUGGAAUUCCCGCCUGGAUUUCCUGUCAAAAUAGAAAUUCCUUUAUUUCAUGUCUUAAAUGCACGGAUUACAUUUGGAAAUGUUAAUGGCUGCAGCACUGCUGAAGAAAGUCAAAAUGUGGAAGGGACCCAGGCUGAUUCAGCUUCCCAGGUUACAAGCUUUGAGGUUGACCAAUCUGUGUUUGAAAUUCCUGAAUCUUAUCAUGUUCAAGACAAUGGCAGAAAUGUGCACUUGCAAGAUGAAGAUUACGAGAUCAUGCAGUUCGCUAUUCAGCAGAGCCUGCUGGAGUCCAGCCGGAGCCAGGAACUUUCAGGACCAGCUUCAAAUGGAGGGAUCAGCCCGACACACAGCUAUGAAGCCCAGUAUGAGAGGGCCAUCCAGGAGAGCCUCCUCACCAACAUGGAAGGCCCGUGCCCAGGUGCCCUGACUGAGUCCAGCCGUUUUGACAGUGACUUGCAGCUGGCCAUGGAGCUCUCUGCCAAAGAGCUGCAGGAACAGGAACUCCGUCUCCAGGAGGAGGAGGCUGAGCUCCAGCAAGUCUUACAGCUGUCACUCACUGAGAAAUAGACAUUUUUGUCCACGGGCCAUGCACCAAGGCUCUGGGCUGCACGUGAGUGCUGUGUCCGCUGCCAGGCCCCAGGCCUGAGGGCCUCCACUUCGUGUAGAUGGCAGCUGCCCCUUCUUUCCGCAGAGGUGCAGGACCAGUGACUCCCCAGCCCUGUAGGUGCCCCUGGAGUAGAAAGAGGGCCUGGCAGCCCAGCUCCAGGCUACGGGGAGGAGAGCACCACCACUUUCCAUUAGCUAUAUUGGCUUGCAGGUCACAUUUUUACUACCAGCUUUAGACAAAACCCAAAUCUGUGCAGGGUUCUAGAUCCAUUUCUACCCCAGAGUGAAAACAUUAUUGCUAAGUCAGGGUGCUUCUAUGGAGGAGAGCAGCAGCCUUUGUAGAGUGGUUUAUGAGAACUGGACACCUUCUUUACUGUUCACCAAAGAAAUGGGUUGUGUCGAUCUACUCUUUAUUUUUACCUUUCUAUAGGGUUUCUAGGACAUUGCCAUCAUUCCUCUCCAUUUCCACCUUAUUCCAUACCUUCCACCACCACCACCCCACCAUACACACCCUAGCUAAAGUUAAAGAGGAGAUAUGUACAGGAUCUAUUUUAGAUUAUGGUUAACUAUUUGCAUCAGAUGAAGAUGAAUGAACACGGAUGUUGCCUUAGCCUUAAAACUUACUAAUUGUUUCAAGCCACCUCACUCCAUGUGUUGAGGGAUCUGGAUUGGCUUUGAGAAGGCAGUUCCUUUGAGAGCAGGCUCCUCCACGCAAAAUCCAAGGCAGCUAAUCCUGUCCCUGGCAGGGCAGAGAGAGGAACCCGGGACUGUUCUUAAGUGAGCUAGCCAAAGCACUGGGACAGCAGAGAGCCAACCCAAAGUGUGUUGUCUGCUCCAGGGAGGCCUAGGAGGCACCAGUUGCAAGUACUUGCAACUUACCAGGAAAGGAAUGGGUUUGAGAUGAGAAGGGAGCGAACAUGAAGAGCAAUGGCUCUUCCUCCAAAAGGGAAAGUGAUGAUUCCAUGUUAGUUUUGAGAGUUCAAAACAUCUUUCUGGAUAAAUAUAUUUUUAACAGAAUCUUUUUAUUAUUUUUAAAGAUAAAAAUGACUACUCCCAUUAGUAGCAAUAAAAGGUUAUACAUUUUAACCAGAUUUUCUCAGGCCUCUUUUGGAUACUUUUAGUAGUUAACUAUUUUGUCUAGCCCUCCUGUAAAUACCUGUCACAUAACAUACAGAGCCUGGGGAAUAUGGCCGACUGUGGCCCCUAUACUCAUUCUCCCAGGCUGCACUGAAAUCACCCAGUAGUCUGUAUCCUCCCUUGUUUUGCGUCUAUUUCCUAUUGCGCUUCUUUUUGGGAUAGGAAGAGAGAAACAAACUCCUAUUCUAGUUGAUGCCUGAAUCAUACAGUGAACGUUGCCAGUAAUAUUCCUAGACACAAAGGAUUGUGCUUUUAAUGCCAGAUAGCCAUUUGCCUUUUUUGUCAUGCUCUGACCAAAAAAUGUGUCUGCAUACCAGGCCAGUAGAUGUGACAUCACGCUAGUUCCUUACACAGCGGCAGCAGUGUUUAUGAUGAGCAAAGUUCUUGGGAAUGACUGCAGUUAUUUUCCAUGUUGUUUACUCACUAAGGUGAAUCAUAGGGAAUUUUCUGUUUGCAUUCCACUGCUCUGCUUCCUGACUUCUUUGACUUUGUCCUCAAGAAGCCACUUACAAAGGGACUGAGCACUGUCAGCCUGCUGCAGCGUUUUCAUGUGUUCCCUCAAAAUGCAAAUAAAGCCUGCUUCCCUAGAGGGUGCUC